Molecule: messenger RNA, 355 nt
Organism: Megachile rotundata (alfalfa leafcutting bee)
Lineage: Eukaryota; Metazoa; Arthropoda; Insecta; Hymenoptera; Megachilidae
Source: RefSeq, a predicted model, not a curated record
ACCAUCGGUCGUGAUGGUCAAUUGUAAAUCAUUCGUAAACCGACUAACAAGAACGUUCGAAGAAAUGGAAAUUGAGAACGCUACGCUCGAAGCGGAAGAAAAAAUUCCAACUGAAGGAACGAAAGAAGAAAAGGAAAUAAAUCCACCACAGGAGGGAACAGCAGAGGUCUCUUCUGAAAUGGCAAAAAUGAAAAAAUUAUUAAAAUACUUAAUAUAUUCCCGUGGUGGUGGCGGCAGACGCGGGCGUGGUGGUGCCGGCAGAGGCGGCCGUGGUGGCGGCGGCGGAGCCGGGCGUGGUGGUCGCGGCAGAGGUCGCGGCUCGUUAAAAUACCACGUUCAUAUACAUAUGAAAUAA